This is a messenger RNA of Ochotona curzoniae (black-lipped pika), 1456 nucleotides long. It is a transcript of the gene MRPS6, whose product is annotated as mitochondrial ribosomal protein S6. The coding region runs from base 837 to 1247 and encodes 136 amino acids. Gene Ontology annotation, biological process: translation. The record is from RefSeq and is a predicted model, not a curated record. The transcript has 3 exons. Gene Ontology annotation, cellular component: mitochondrial small ribosomal subunit; ribosome. NCBI's taxonomy places the organism in Eukaryota, Metazoa, Chordata, Mammalia, Lagomorpha, Ochotonidae. Gene Ontology annotation, molecular function: structural constituent of ribosome; small ribosomal subunit rRNA binding.
UUUUAUUAGAGCAGCCUCAGAAGUUGCUGGGUAGUUUCUGCGCCCUUGGGGCUCCCUUGCAGCACACUGUUUCCUGGGGUGCUCUGACCCUGUGGAGCAGUCUAAAUCUCCUUGGCAGGAAGGUGGUCCUUCUCCCCCCACCCCCAACCAACACCAUUGUUAUUAUUUUUUUUUUUUUUUUAUCUCCAGCUUGGUUUUAAAAAACUGAAGUUACAGUUUCUAAAUCUAAAAUCUGGAUACUAUGUUGAGGCAGCCCCAGCACUUGACCCUGUGCGGCCCUGGUCCCUGAGCCCUGUUGUAUUUGAGAGGGUGGCGUGCAGUGUGUCCUCACUGAAGUAUAGGGUUAUGUGUUCAGCAGGCACGCAGUUCCGAUGCUGUUUCUGUUUGUAAUUGGGAGUUGAUUAUGAUCAGUGUACUUCAAUGGCUCUUCUAAGAUUGUGCAUUUACGUAUAUUUAUGUAGACACCAGCCUUCCCAAGAAGACAUGUACAGGUAUUGUAUAGCUUGAAUUUUAAUGUAUACAUUUAAAAAAAGUUACCCUCUCUGUGUUCUCCCUACUUCAGGACAAAAAGUAGGUACGUAUGGUUAAAUUCAGAAAUGUGACUGGUGAUGUGUAAUCAAUGUUGUGAAGCCUGGCCUUUGAAGAUAAGCCGCUUGACACGGUAGUUGUGUAGCCCAGUCUUAGCCCAGACUUACAGAAGGAUCUCCAGAAGGAAAACCGUGUCAGAGUCCUGUUGCACGUCGCUCAGGUAGCAUUGGAGGAGGUUUUGCCCAUAGCUGGAGAACAUGGUAUCAAAGGCACCAUGUGGAAGGACGUAGAGGAAAGACCCAGGGCAGAUGCCCAGGGCAUUCUCGGCUCCGUCUGAGGAGGACUUUGCCCAACAACUGCGAGAGAAACGGAUGGCCUGUGAGCUGCCAGAGACUGCUGCUGCUCUGAAACGGAUGCUGCAAGCGCUGAUGGACAGAGGAGCCAUCGUGAGGAACUUGGAGAACCUGGGUGAGCGGGCGCUUCCUUACAGGAUCUCCGUCCACAGUCAGAAGCACACUCGAGGCGGGUAUUUUUUGGUGGACUUUUAUGCACCAACAACUAUUGUUGAAAGCAUAAAGGAGUAUUUGUCACGAGACAUUGAUGUGAUUAGACCGAAUAUUAUAAAACAUCCUCUGACUCAAGAAGUAAAACAGUGUGAAGGAAUCAUCCCCGUCCCACUUGAAGAAAAAUUAUAUUCCACAAAGAGGAAGAAGAAAUAAGAAGACACCCCAGGCAUUAGCCUCCUUUUUAAUUCUCUCACAUGGGAGCAGCCUGGGUGAAGAGUUCAUAAGUUUUGAAGAGCAAAACACGAAAAACUACCUUGGAUUAUAAGCGAGCCAUUCAGAAUAUGUAGUCAGGUGAAAAUAAACAUUGAAGACCACUAUAUAUGGACAAUCUUUUGUGAGAGUAAUAAAUGUGAUUUUUAAAA